AUGCCCACCAAGCGUUUCUUGGGCCUCAAUGGCACCAAGCUGCAAAUCGCUAUCGGUAUUCUCGCCGGUAUGGACUUUCUGUUGUUCGGCUACGACCAAGGUGUGACCGGUGGUCUCCUGACGCUCGAGUCGUUUACCAAAUACUUCCCAACCAUCGAUACCCGCAAGGCCACUCUGAAUGGAAUGACCGCCGCCGAGUCGAGCACUCAAACCACUCGCCAGGGUAUCACUGUCGCCGCCUAUAAUCUGGGAUGUUUCGCUGGGUCGAUCCCCACGAUUUGGAUCGGUAACAUGCUGGGACGCCGCCGCGCCAUCUUCCUGGGUUCGUUUAUUAUGUGUAUCGGGGCCAUCCUGCAGACGACGUCCUACGAUCUCGCCCAGUUGGUCGUCGGCCGAUUGGUAACUGGUUUCGGAAACGGCAUCAACACGUCAACGGUGCCCACCUGGCAAUCGGAGUGCUGCAAGUCCCACCGUCGCGGCCAGAUGGUCAUGAUCGAAGGCGCCAUGAUUACCUGCGGUAUCACCAUUAGUUACUGGAUUGAUUUCGGUCUGAUGUUCGCCGAUCCCAACGAGGUGUCCUGGCGAUUCCCCUUGGCCUUCCAGAUCUUCUUUGCCGCCAUUAUCUUGGUCUUCGUCAUGUUCCUGCCCGAGUCGCCCCGUUGGCUCAUUCUGAAGGGUCGGGAGGCCGAGGCGAAGGUCGUGUUGGCCAGCUUGAUGGGUGACGAGACCGACGAGCUGUUCGUGGAGACGGAAUUCACGGCGAUCAAGGCGACUGUCCUGGAAAUGGCCAAGGGCUCGUUCCGCGACAUGUUUACCAUGACCGAAGACCGUCACUUCCACCGGACGAUGCUGGCCUACGUCAACCAAAUGUUCCAGCAGAUUUCGGGUAUCAACCUCAUCACCUACUACAUCCCCACCCUGCUGGAGGAUCAGGUCGGCCUCACUCCGACCCUCUCGCGCCUGAUCUCGGCAUGCAACGGCACCGAAUACUUCCUGGCUUCCUGGGUGGCUGUGUUUACGGUCGAGAAGUUUGGUCGUCGGACUCUGAUGCUCUUCGGUGCCGUCGGCAUGUCGCUCUCCAUGGUGGUUUUGGCCAUCACCGACAGCAUUUCGGCAGCGAAUCCACAGACUCCCCUGGGUACCAGAGCUGGUAUUGCCCAGACGGUCUUCCUGUUUGUGUUCAAUAGCUUCUUCGCCAUCGGCUGGCUUGGUAUGACCUGGCUCUACCCGGCCGAGAUUGUGCCGCUGAAGAUUCGUGCCCCGGCCAACGCUUUGUCUACCUCGUCCAACUGGAUUUGGAACUUCAUGGUUGUAAUGAUCACCCCGGUUGCCUUCAACAACAUUAGCUACAAGACUUACAUCAUUUUUGCUGUCAUCAAUGCUUUCAUCGUUCCCGUCGUCUACUUCUUCUUCCCGGAGACCACCAUGCGCUCCCUGGAAGAGAUGGACCGCAUCUUCCGCAAGACUACCACUGUCUUUAAUGUGGUCACGCUGGCCCGUGAGGAGCCCCAUAUGUACGGUCCGAACGGCGAGCUCCUGCGCACUUUGGAUGACGUCGAGGAUGAAGCUGUCCGUCGCGCCAGCAUCCUGAAUCGGGAGGGCAAGACCGUCACUCAGCUCCACCGCGAACACGCGGGGGAGAAGGGCAGUGAUGGAAGCUCCAGCGGAGAGAAAUAG
Penicillium alfredii is the source of this 1677-nucleotide messenger RNA. RefSeq lists its product as uncharacterized. The coding region runs from base 1 to 1677 and encodes 558 amino acids. The transcript has 3 exons. The record is from RefSeq and is a predicted model, not a curated record. NCBI's taxonomy places the organism in Eukaryota, Fungi, Ascomycota, Eurotiomycetes, Eurotiales, Aspergillaceae. Gene Ontology annotation, cellular component: membrane. Gene Ontology annotation, biological process: carbohydrate transport; transmembrane transport. Gene Ontology annotation, molecular function: carbohydrate:proton symporter activity.